AUGGCCGGCGAACCAUCCGCACAAAAGAAGCGCCGACUUCCCUUCAAGCCACCAAGUCGGGCCUCAAGUACCGCGGGCCCGUCCUCCGCCGCCGCACCUAAACCCAAAAGCAAAUCCAAACAGACUACCACCAAAUCAUUGUCAUCAGCAUCCGCUUCCAAAUCCACAAGCCGCAAAUCCUCUUCCACAAAACGACCGCGUGUCGAAUCCCCGCCCGCUCUAGGCUCUGACGUGGGAUCAGACGGUGCCUCCGACACAUCCAGCGACAGCCGCGAGCGCUCUCUCUCACAAGAACCGGACUAUAUCCUUGCGGAGAUUAUCACGCACAAUGAGACUGAGGACGUGGCAUCGAGCGACCCAAAGAUACCGCCAAAGUUGCUGACGCGCCUUCUGCACCACCAUUUCAAGAAUGAGAAGACCAAGGUUGCGAAAGAUGCCAAUGCGGUUGUCGCGAAGUAUGUGGAUGUCUUUGUGAGGGAGGCUAUCGCGCGUGCAGCAUACGAGAGGGUGGAGACGGAUGGUGCUGGGGAUAGGAGAGGUGCUGGGGAUGGUUUCCUCGAGGUGGAAGAUCUCGAGAAAAUGGCGCCACAGCUUACGAUGGACUUUUAG
Penicillium canariense is the source of this 609-nucleotide messenger RNA. RefSeq names its product CENP-X/MHF2 family protein. The transcript has 2 exons. Gene Ontology annotation, cellular component: Fanconi anaemia nuclear complex; FANCM-MHF complex. Gene Ontology annotation, biological process: DNA repair; kinetochore assembly; resolution of meiotic recombination intermediates. The coding region runs from base 1 to 609 and encodes 202 amino acids. The record is from RefSeq and is a predicted model, not a curated record. Lineage: Eukaryota; Fungi; Ascomycota; Eurotiomycetes; Eurotiales; Aspergillaceae.